CUUCAACACAGCUGAUCGUCGUAAUCAAACACCACACUUACAACAAAUUAAGGCUAUUAUUUACACACGAACACUGAACACGCCGGACACUGACCAUGGCGUCGGGCAGAAGAACAUCGGACAACCUUCGAAACAGUAGACCUGAUGGAAGACGGCAGCCGGGAGCUCAGGGGGUCCCGCCGCUGAGACGAUCCGCACACGAGAGGCCCAAGGAUUUAGCGAGCCUAACAGAUCGAGAUCUUCGGCUGGGGCGCGCCACGUGGUUCAAGAACGUCGACGCCACGCCAGACUUCGGCAUGGUGAUCUUCAAGGAGCUCUUCAGACAGUAUCCGGAGGUAGAAAGCUACUUCCUACAUCUCCGCGGGAACUCCGGUUCCAUCUUCGACAGCCGUACAUUUCGUAGUCACAUGACGGAACGGGUGGUCCCCAAGCUGAAGGAGGUCUUUGAAGCCCUGGAUAAACCCGAACAUCUGAACGAAGUGAUGACCAAGCUGGGACUGUACCACGCCAAAUUGGGCGUAUCAGGACACCUAGUCGAAAACAUGCUCUCGGUGAUCUUGGACGCACUUAAGAGUGUCAUGCCCACGAAAAUGCAACCGGACGAGGAGACGGCUGUGAGAACUUGUUUGAAAUCGGCUUUUGCAAUAGCGAUUGACACGAUUAACAUCUAUGAAAAAGAGAACAAACAGGCAGCGACAGACUCGUAAUCCCCUGCUGGCAGAUUUGAGAGGACACAAAUAACAACUUUAUACAGAUAUCUACUCCUGUCGUCAACACAACACUACGAAACACUUUUAACUUUUUCAAUUAACUCUAUUACAUGAAGAUAUUAUAAUAUACAUUGUUAAAUGUACAUUUCGUUAUAUAAUGGUACGUACAAAUUUAUUUGUUAUUUUACUUAU
This is a messenger RNA of Homalodisca vitripennis (glassy-winged sharpshooter), 902 nucleotides long. RefSeq lists its product as uncharacterized. Gene Ontology annotation, molecular function: oxygen binding; heme binding. Bases 96 to 707 code for a protein of 203 amino acids. NCBI's taxonomy places the organism in Eukaryota, Metazoa, Arthropoda, Insecta, Hemiptera, Cicadellidae. The transcript has a single exon. The record is from RefSeq and is a predicted model, not a curated record.